GGCUCAGCAUCACGUGACACAUUCCAUUACUGAUCGAGGUAACCUGUUGGCGGGCGCGGCCAUCUUGUUCUUUAUUUCCAGAAGCGGUAAACAAUUAAUAAUAUUUCUGAUCGUCCGGCUCCAUAAACCUAGCGAACAUGGUAGACAGAGAGGAUCGUGUUUACCGCGCCAAGCUAGCUGAGCAGGCUGAGAGGUACGAUGAAAUGGUGGAGGAGAUGAAGAUAGUUGCCCAGCAGAAUAUUGAUCUGACGAUAGAAGAGAGAAACCUCCUGUCUGUAGCUUACAAGAAUGUAAUUGGUGCAAGAAGGGCAUCUUGGCGAAUUAUUAGCAGUAUAGAAACAAAGCAAGCUCAAGCUGAUGAUCCCAAGAAACUACCAAUGAUAAAGGAUUACAGACUGACCGUGGAAAAUGAACUAAAAGAUAUCUGUAAUGAUAUUUUAAGCGUGUUGGACGAACACCUCAUCCCUUCAGCGGGCAGCGGAGAAUCGAAAGUUUUCUAUUACAAAAUGAAGGGUGAUUAUUAUCGAUACCUUGCCGAGUUUGCAACGGGCGCACAGAGAAAGGAAGCUGCGGAAAAAAGUCUGAUCGCCUAUGAUUCUGCCACCACAACCGCCAAAGUUGACCUGGCGACUACGCAUCCAAUACGCCUCGGCCUGGCCCUGAACUUCUCCGUGUUCUACUACGAGAUCCUGGGCGCCCCGGACAAGGCAUGUCAAAUAGCCAAAUUAGCUUUCGAUGACGCCAUAGCAGAGCUGGACAGCUUGAACGAUGAAAGUUACAAGGAUUCCACGCUCAUACUGCAGUUACUCCGGGACAACUUGACACUGUGGACGUCGGACAUGCAAGCAGACGAGCAGGGGCAAGGACAGGAGCAAGUUGAAGAUUUAGAGACAUCGGGGAAACCGGAGGACUCGUAACCGAACUUUAAAAAAAUUCAGAAAUGAAAGACUGACUGUAUUAUCUGUAUCGUGACUUGUCUGAGGAAAAAAACUUCUGUCAUCUAUUGAGAUGCUUUUUUUUAUGAAACAUGGAAAUUGGAAUCCCAAACUGCUUGUAACUAUUCCCCCCAAGCAGGAUGACAGAUAAUAACAAUUUUUAUACAGAAUCCUCUUGUAGAUGUGUACUUAAUGGACUUGAUUGUUAUUAUUAUUAUUAUUAUUAUUAUUAUUGUUUUGAUGAAAAGAGAUAGUGUUAUUAUUCACAAGUGUGACGUUUCUUAUUUAACACCGUAUACUGUAAAUCUAUGUAGGAGGAUUGCUAACUGGAGCCAGCAGCUUGACUUAUAAUAAAAAAUACUUGGAUCCACUCCUUCCAAGCUUGAUUGGAUAUAUAUUUGUGACAAUUUGACUAUGAAACUUGUGUCAUAUUACUGCAUGCAAUAAGCAUAAGAUGCUGUUCCACUUGUUUCCCAAUUGUAAGCCUUCUAAAAGUCUUAUCAUUAGUUCACUGGCAGCUGAUGCAUGAUAUUAGUAGGGGGAGGGCAACUGAACAUUUCUGAUAAAAAAGAUGGAGGUUUUGGGCAUUCUGAACCCAGUAUGUUAGUAUGAGUGCAGUGCAUGACCUUCCUAUUUAUUGGGAGUGUUCUACUUCUAGCUUCACUUACAUUUUUCCCAGAUUAAAAAGGAAUCACCAAGAGUAUGAAAUUAAAUAGGAUUUCAGAGUUCCAAACAUUUUUUUUUCAUCUCUUCAAAGGGUGCAUAUAAAGUGUUCCUUGAAAAAAGGGGCGGGUGGAUAAAAAGACAGGCCAAUCUGUUAAAUUGCUGGCCAGAGCAGGUCUGUAUGAAUCAUUAGUAUUGCGGUACUAAUGUAUAGGAAUCCCAAUUAUAGACCGCUGUUUUCUUGAGUGCGCUUGUACUAAUCUGAUUUAAAAUGAGUGAUUAAAUGGUUUAAAAGCA
This is a messenger RNA of Lingula anatina, 1895 nucleotides long. Its product is annotated as 14-3-3 protein epsilon. The record is from RefSeq and is a predicted model, not a curated record. NCBI's taxonomy places the organism in Eukaryota, Metazoa, Brachiopoda, Lingulata, Lingulida, Lingulidae.